This is a messenger RNA of Solea solea (common sole), 4332 nucleotides long. RefSeq names its product solute carrier family 20 member 2 (gene slc20a2). Gene Ontology annotation, molecular function: phosphate transmembrane transporter activity. NCBI's taxonomy places the organism in Eukaryota, Metazoa, Chordata, Actinopteri, Pleuronectiformes, Soleidae. The coding region runs from base 555 to 2585 and encodes 676 amino acids. The transcript is spliced from 11 exons. Gene Ontology annotation, cellular component: membrane. Gene Ontology annotation, biological process: phosphate ion transmembrane transport. The record is from RefSeq and is a predicted model, not a curated record.
ACAGAGAACAUUAGCGUCGGUUGAGACGGCGGCUCACUCUCCAAACGCCCGGAUGAGAGCAGCAGGCGUCAUUCAGCACAACAUGGUCGCAUGAGAGUCGGCCGAGCCGAGGGCAACAUAUUUCGCGGGGACGAGCGCAGACAGACACUGCUGGAAUCUGUGACAUUUUCGACGCAACCCACGGAGUGCGGUUCUGGGAAAAUACCCAGGCAGUGAUACAGGCGUGGAGGCGAGGAGGAACAGCACAUUUUCUCCCCCUCGUGGUGUCCAAUUUCGUUGGUGAAGGAACGUGCAGACAGCCUGUCUCACACUAAGCUAUGGAAUGCUCCCUGCUCCCACCAUCACUAGUCUCCAAUCUUUGGACUGAGCUCCAAACACUUAGUUAGCAGCUGUGCUUCUCCCCUCGAACUCUUUACAACCAGGGGACGAAGAAAAGGAGUGGACUAACCAAGUCCUCCAAUAAAACGCACAGAGCACUUCAUUAUUUUUUUUUUUUAGAAAUAUUUAAACUUUUUUUUCUCUAUUUGGAUUUUGUGUGACGAAAUAGUAUCAAGAUGGAUAUGGAUUCAUAUCUGUGGAUGGUCAUCCUUGGCUUCAUCAUUGCCUUCAUCCUGGCCUUUUCCGUGGGCGCCAAUGAUGUGGCCAAUUCAUUCGGCACAGCAGUGGGGUCCGGCGUGGUCACACUGAGGCAGGCCUGUAUCCUGGCGUCCAUCUUUGAGACACUGGGCUCCAUGCUACUCGGAGCCAAAGUGGGUGAGACAAUUCGGAAGGGCAUCAUAGACGUCAGCCUGUACAACGACACGGUGCCCGUGCUCAUGGCGGGGGAGGUCAGCGCCAUGGUUGGGUCAGCUGUCUGGCAGCUAAUAGCCUCCUUCCUCAAACUGCCAAUCUCUGGGACUCACUGCAUUGUUGGCGCCACCAUCGGUUUCUCCAUGGUGGCCAUCGGCACCAAGGGCGUACAGUGGAUGCAGCUUGUAAAGAUUGUGGCUUCGUGGUUCAUCUCCCCUCUGCUCUCUGGACUCAUGUCUGGACUCCUCUUCCUGCUCAUCAGACACUUCAUCCUCAGCAAGGAUGACUCUGUCCCUAAUGGCCUGCGAGCGCUGCCCCUCUUCUAUGCCACCACCAUUGGGAUCAACACGUUUUCCAUCAUGUACACUGGAGCCCCAUUGCUCGGGAUAGAGAUGCUACCAGUGUGGGCCAUCUUUCUCAUAACUUUAGCCGGGUCACUGGUCUGUGCAGCUGUGGUCUGGUUUGUCGUGUGUCCUUGGAUGAGGAGGAAAAUAGCAAGUCGUCUAAAGAAGGAGCAGGCUUUGUCUCGGAUCUCUGACGAGAGCCUGGACAAGAUACCUGAAGAGGAGGAGGAAAGUCCCGUCUUUAAGGAGCUUCCAGGAGCCAAGGGAACAGAUGAGGCCGUGUUGCCGCUCACUGGGGGCGGCGGAACCCGUCAGUCCAGUGGAGAGCUCAACAACCUGGCUAAUGGAAGCUCCAUCCUGCCAAACGGCCGGGUUUACGGUCGGACUCACUCAAUGACCAACGGUUGCCUCAAGUCACCCGUCUCAAAUGGCAGUUUCAGCUUCGACGGCCCCAUGCGCAGCGAUGGCCAGGUCUACCACACAGUACAUAAGGACUCGGGUCUCUAUAAAGACCUGCUUCACAAAAUACACCUGGGCCGCAUGGAUGAGAGCGACCGCACAGGUUCCAGCUCCGGCCCCGGCGACAACAACUACCGCCUGCUGCGCCGCAACAACAGCUACACCUGCUACACGGCAGCGAUAUGCGGUAUGCCGGUGCAGCCGCUCCUGCGCACGGAGUCACGCGACGACAGUGAAAAGCUGGUGGGCGAGGGAGGUGGCAGGAGCAACAGCGUGUCCUACUCCAAGAAGAGAAUACGCUAUGAUAGCUACUCAUCGUACUGUAACGCUGUCGCCGAGGCAGAAAUUGAGGCAGAGGAGGGAGGGGUGGAGAUGAAGCUGGCCACAGAGCUGGAGGGGGUGGAGGAAGAAGGGGCUCCGGCUCCAGAGCCCAUGGACGACCUGGGAGAGGAGGAGCUGGAGGAGAAAGACAAGCCUGAGGUGUUCCAGCUUUUCCACUUCCUGCAGAUCCUCACUGCCUGCUUUGGGUCCUUUGCUCACGGAGGCAAUGAUGUCAGUAACGCUAUCGGGCCUCUGGUGGCGCUGUGGAUGAUCUACGAACAGGGCGGCGUGAUGCAGGAUGCCACCACUCCCAUCUGGCUGCUGUUUUACGGCGGCGUGGGCAUCUGCUUGGGGCUGUGGGUGUGGGGUCGCCGCGUCAUUCAGACCAUGGGCAAGGACCUGACUCCCAUCACUCCUUCAAGCGGAUUUUGCAUUGAAGUAAUGAGUGCGCUAACGGUGCUUGUUGCAUCAAAUGUGGGCAUCCCAGUAAGCUCCACCCACUGCAAGGUGGGCUCGGUCGUGGCCGUGGGCUGGAUCCGCUCCAAGAAAGCAGUGGACUGGCGCCUCUUCCGGAACAUCUUCCUGGCGUGGUUCGUCACGGUGCCUGUGGCCGGCCUGUUCAGCGCUGCCGUCAUGGCCCUGUUUGUAUAUGGAAUCCUGCCCUACGUCUGAGGACGUGUGGCUGGGAGGGAGAACACCGGAGGAAAGGAAGUGAGUCAGGCAGAGAGAGGGAGAGAGAGAGGGGGAGGCUUGAGUAAAAAUCGUAGCUGGUGCAGAUGAGAAGGAAAUGAGGAAACUAAAACAAGUGAGAGUGAUGGUGAAGAGAGGCAGGGAGCUGCAGAGGUUUGAGGUGGACUUGGUUGUACUGUGGAUGUGAGGAGGGUUGGUUAACACGCUUCCUGGCUCUAUAUAGUCCAGAGAUCUUUUUUUGAGUUUCACUUAUCCAAUUCUAUUCAUUCUCCUUCUUGGAUGUGCAACCAUCCUGUUCACUGGACCAUUCAACGUGCUGUACAUAAGGCAAAUAUACCAAGAUUUCCAACAACGGUUUAACAAAGAGUUGUUGGAGGAACAGUGGCAGCCAUUCCCCCCCCCCCCCUCCAUUUCUUCUUCUUAUAAUAGAUAAAUCAUGAGAAAUCCAGAUUGCACACGACAAACGAUCAAAACCCAGUGACAAACAUUAGCAUAGUCGGUCCAGUGCUUAUAAUUAUUCCGAAAAAAAACAAAACAACUGUACAUAUCGUCGUAUUUGACUGCGUGUGAUUUGUUGUAUUGCAGCUUGCUUUAAAAAAAAACAACAAAAAGAAAAAGGAAAAAAAAGAUGAGUGUGGUCAACCAACCCAUCCAACAUCUCACCUUUCAAAUGCUCACCAGGUACAACUGGGGCCAAAUAACAAGAAACAAUGCCUCAGAAGGGGUGGUGGCACUGUCGGUCCACUUAGUUAUUUUCCACGUUACCGUAGCAACCUGAUUUGCUCGAGAUUCUUCUUUUUUUUUUUUUUUUUUUUUUCCUUUGUCAGAAGCUCCCCUAUGUUUUUAGAGAUGGAUCUCAUAUUUUUAAUGAUGUAUUAUACUGUAAUUUGUACUGUAAAUACUGUCCUGAAGAGUUUGGGGGUGGAAUAGGGGAUCAUGGAUUGUAUUUAAUGUUGUGUUUGGGGGGGUGCGUUAACUUGUCAUGAUGUCAUAUUAAUAUGGUUUAUCACGCACACAUUAACACACACUUGACGGGCUGUUAUAUCAGCAGUUGGCAGAUGUAUAGUGAAUGGAAAAAGUAUUUAAAACAAUAACUGGAGAUAACUUUUUCUUUAUUUUUUUUUUCCCUCCCCAAUUCAAGUAAAUUGAACAGUGUUGACGGGAAGUUUCCCGCGCCGCGGAGUCGCUCUUUUGAGAGCCGCGCCAUGCCAAAGUAAGCCGUGACGUUGCCAUGCCAACCUGCCAAUUUCAAGUAACGAUAUCAAGGUGCAGCAGAAGCCAAAACAUAAAAAAAAAACAAAACCAUUAAAUGCCAGAAUGUUCACAUAUCUGCGUCUGUAUAAGAGUAAUUUCCUCAUACUGAGGGCUCCCCGUCACUGAUGGACCUCCAAAGGUGUCGUAUCAAAAACACUACACAAUACGCUUGUAUUAUAAACUCAGCCAGUUAUGCAGAAGUGAUGGAUGAACCAGGGGAUUCGACCUCAGCCACACUUGUAGCUCCUCAAACAACGGUUACUCGUGGCGUCUUAGGUUCAAGUGAACUCGUUGUUUUUGUUCAGGCUGCUCACGUCACAAGAAUAUCACACAACUUCUGAGUUAGGAUCAUUAUGUUUGAAUAAGUUGGUAUUUCGGUGGGGGCGGGAUUGUACUGAUCAUCACCAGCUUUUUAACAGGGUCACCUGACCUGUAAAUGAACAAAAUGAAGCUUUUUUUUAUUAUUAUUGUUAUU